Molecule: messenger RNA, 2348 nt
Organism: Phytophthora nicotianae INRA-310
Lineage: Eukaryota; Oomycota; Peronosporomycetes; Peronosporales; Peronosporaceae
Exons: 1
Coding region: 43-1926 (627 amino acids)
Source: RefSeq, a predicted model, not a curated record
CGCAUCAGAAUCUUCCUCAAAUUCCUGCGGGAUAAUCGAAAAAUGGAAGCGGGGCAGCAGUAUGCGCGGCAGCCGCUGGGCGCUGGGCGAGACAUGGAAGAGGAAAUGCAGCACGUGCUGCAGUUCCUGGACACGUCGCUAAUCACGCCGCCGUCGGGCAGCGAUCUUGUGACGCAGCAGACGCCGUCCCAACUCCAGCGACCAACGCCCGAGCAGCUACGCGAGAUGGCGGCGUUGCACGAGAACGAAGGAACAGCGGCAUACAACGAGCUUGGCGAAGUGAUUGACCUGCUUGGAUCACUUGAUGCCAACGAUACAGACCCGAAUCUGCAACAGCAGCAGCAGGAUACGCUCUAUGGCGGCAAUCCGGUGCCACGAUCAGCAUCUAAUGAUGGCAAUGUCGCUCAAAGAGUGCAAUUGCCUCGCUCGACCUCCGUGAGUAGCACCCACAGCGGAGUGGACAGCAUCUCACCUGUAGGUCUGCUCAAUGGUCCGACCAUGUCGCCCGCCACGAUCAACUGGCUGCAAACGCUCGUGCCGUCGACAAGUACCGAGAGCCUUACAGGUCUUAUUUCACCUGCUACUCUUUACGGGACUGGUGGUGGCUCCGCUUCGGGGAUAAGCGGGACGGGAGGGAUUGUUGGGAAUACUGGAUCAAAUGGCCAGGUAGACGGAGCUAACCCUUCGAAAAGCGAUGGACUUCCUAGGACGCCGUCGUGCGAGAUUAUCGACUGGAAAGCUUACAACGAGUCGGCCGAUAAAACUCAAAAGGGGCCUUCCAAGUGGCGCGUUAUUCCUCAGCACGGACCACAUGCUGAUCCAGCAGCAAGCUCCAGCUCUAGCAACGGCGUGAAUGCUAGACUCCCUCCUGGAGGUGCGGUUCCGACGAGUUCAGUCACUGGUUCAGAACUUACCGCACAGCAGCAAAUGUACCUUGCAGCAAGAAAAGUGACAGAAGAGAAAAACAAGCGAAAGGCAUUGGUGUCACCCGAGUACGUCCAGUAUGGCAACCCAGUCUCAGCGGUUCCAACAAUACCGCGAGAUCCCGGAAGCAGCAUUAAGAUGGAGCCCGGCUCGGUGCAAUACGCGACAAAGGUGCCCGAACCAACAGGUCGUCGUCCAUUCAAGAAGUCGCUGCACCAAGCAACCUCACCUGCUGGUCAAUUGAAUCAACAGAGUGGCGCUACGUCUUCGUCAACGACUGGACCGGAUGGAAAAGACGAUGGGGUGCGCUGCAAAUGCACGGGAAAAUGCCGUAAUGCUCGCUGCGCCUGUGUGAAGGCUGGACUAGUCUGUGGUGCUCAAUGCAAGUGCGUGAGCUGUGCGAAUCCAUUCGUUCCGAUGGCCCGCGAAGGUAUCGACAUCCAGCUGAUGGUGCGUGACAUCUGCUUGAUGCAGUAUCUAUCUAAGAUCAAGGACAUGCAAGAGCUGCUGGACUCGACUGUGAGCUACGAGUGUUGUGAAGGUGGCGGUGGGGUUGUACAAGUAAAGCACACGGUGGAGAACGGCUUCGCCUGUCCUCACUGCGACGCGCACUUUACGUACUCGUGGUGCAACAACCGGCUGUGUCCAGAUGCCAAGAAACCGCGUCGCCAUUGUGCCAAGUGCCGUCGGUGUGGCGACCAUCGUAACCAGCACUGCGACCUGUGCAACCACUGCUACUUUGCCGGUGUGGCCAACAGCUUCCGUUGCAGUUGCCAGUCUGCAGGUAGCGGCACUGGUGCUAAGACAAGAACUGUGGUGCCAAAUCCAGUACACCGAGAACCCGAUUCGACCAAGCCUGAAGACAAUGAUAAACCAAACGGACAACCACGUUUCGGCGCUAUCAACCCAGCCACCGAAGGCUCUACACGUGACGAAAACUCUGAUGCUAACAGUGCAAAGACAGCAGAUGAAGAAGCAGACGACUCAUGCAAAAUGCAGUAGAUAAAAUGUAAGCUCUGCAAUUGAGCAGUAUUAGCCGAUAUCACGUAUACUAUGGAUGUUUAUAAAACGAACCACAAAACGACAGCAAGAAAUGCCAGUCCGACUCGCGAGAUGUGAACGAAAUUACUCUGCGCGAUGUUUUCGAGGCUUGGCGUGCACACCACUAAAGGCUUGUCGGUAUCUGGAUCAACGGCGUUGUCUUUGAACGGCGAGCCCGGGUAUGGUGCUCGGUAGUAGACUAAUUUUUGAUUCUGUGUCACAACAAAUACCCAAAUUGGUUCAGCGUGAGGUGGUAAAGUGUUGUGGUGUAAAACUUACCACCCAUGUGGUACUGAUCUCAGCCGAGCGAGCGUUGACGUACUUGGGAUCCCCACAUCGCCACAGAUCGCUCGAGUACUGGCAGGCCGUCAUGAAAUUCUCAC